Messenger RNA from Gryllus bimaculatus (two-spotted cricket), 315 nucleotides. The record is from the annotation of a GenBank genome assembly. Lineage: Eukaryota; Metazoa; Arthropoda; Insecta; Orthoptera; Gryllidae.
AUGUCCAAGCGUAAAAUGCGCGGCCGUCAGCAACAUUCUGUGGUGGCGAUGACAAUGCUGACGCUUCUUAUCCUCGCAGUUGGUGUUCACGAAACGUCUAGUUCCACAAUUGCAUGUCCUGUUUGUUUCUUCAAGUGCCCUCCCGUGGAAUGCGCUGAUGGCCAGGAGCCUGCAGAAGUGACUCUUACCUUACAUGAAAAAGAGUGUGAUAUUCUUCAGAUGACGAGAGACAAUGUUGAGGAGAUAGCACGACAUGGCAAGUACAACAUGCACGUUCUUGUUAUGACCCCAUAUCCAAAAAGCCGUAACCCUUAG